GAAAACCCUUUCAGCUGUAGAGAUGGAGGAGGAGAGGCGUCCCGAAGUCCGGGAAGUUGAUGCCUCCUCCCCCUUCAUCAGAGUGUGGGGAGGAGUACAGGCUUGUCUCCAGCCCGGGUGGGAGGGAGUUCCAUGUCGCGAACUGCGAGACAAGGCAAGGACCUGGACUGGAGAAGCCCGGUUUCGAUCCUCCGAAACUCUCUAGUUCCAGACUAGUGUCGCCGAUCCAUGCCUCCCGAAGAGGGCGCAGGAAACGAGAUGGAAGAGCCCAAGUGGCAGAGCUCUGUUGCCCAGGACUGGCUUUGGGCUUCUUAGAGGGACCAGGAGAAAGCACGCACUGCGCCCGCGACAGGCAGGUGGGGUGCCCUGGGCUGCCUAGGGAACGCAGUCCGAGUUCCCCAGGCUGGAGAUUUCUCCAGAGACAAGCUGAACAAACAGAACCCUUAAUAAUGAUGACCAGAGCCUAAUAAAUUGUACUAUGUAGCACGGGAACAAGUGAACUACUAGGAAAAUAAGAUGACUCUAUUUUGGUAUGCUUGCUUCAUAGUUCUACUUAGUUCUUCACUUGAAGCUGAAGAUGAUUGUGUGGAGUUUGAAGAGAAUAUAAUAUUAGUUACUUUUGAAGAUGAGCUUGCUGUUCGUCACAGUAGCUCUAGAGUAUUUGGCCCUUACAGUAAUAUAAGUUGGUAUGGAAGUGAUGGUAAGACAGUCAUCUCUAUGGAUCAGAACUCUAGGGUUCACCAGUACAGAGAGAAGCUUUGGUUUGUUCCAGCUGCAAUAGAGGACUCAGGAUAUUAUUAUCGUGUUGAAAGAAAUUCUACCCAUUGCCGUAAACAGAAAUUCAGGAUAGAAAUUUUGAAGAAGCAUCCUGGAACAUGUUAUGAUGAGCUCUCUGAAUAUAAACAGAAAUUGCUCCCAGGACCUGGUGGCUUCCUUGUAUGUCCCAAUUUGGAUAUUUUUAAAGAUGAAAAUAAUCUGCUUAAAAUUCAGUGGUAUAAGGAUUGCAAACCUCUCCUUGGCAAUACAAAAUUUAAAGUCCUAAAAAAUCAUCUUUAUCUGGGUAAUGUAGAGAAAGAAGAUGAGGGGCAUUAUACUUGCCUUUUAUCCUACGAGUAUAUGGGACAGCAUUAUAACAUUACUCGGGCAAUACAUCUAAACAUUAUAGGGAAAGGAAAGAUAAAUAUACCAAAGAUUCUGAGUCCAGAAAAUAAAACAAUGGAAGUGGAACUUGGAUCCCAGUUGCUUUUAGACUGUAACUUCACAGCUCAAAGGAAUGACGUUCAAUACUGGACUUGGAAUGGAUCAUAUGCUUACAAUGAACCUAAUGUCACAUGGUCUGAACUUUUAGUUCCAAAUUUAAACAAUUUGAACACUGUUACAAGAGUUUCAAGGCUUGUCAUUUUAAAAGUGGAAAGUAGGCAUUAUUUGUACCCAUUUUUAUGCUGGGUUAGCAAUGAUGCUGGUAUAGUAACAACAUAUAUUGCCUUGAAACCAAGAGUCGUAGAUGCCAGAAUGUACCUGAUUGGAGGAUUCAUCUCUUUGGCACUAAUAGUUACAUUCUCUGUGUUUCUCUACAAAUUUUUCAAAGUUGAAAUUGUGCUUUUAUAUAGGGAUUCUUGCCAUCCAUAUAUCCUGAAAAAAGCUUCGGAUGGGAAAGUUUAUGAUGCAUAUAUAUUAUAUCCAAAAAAUUUUGGAGAAGGGUCCACCUACAUCUCAGACAUCUUUGUGUUUAAAAUCUUGCCUGAAGUGUUAGAAAAUCAAUGUGGAUAUAAUCUGUUCAUCUAUGGAAGGGAUGACCUUGUUGGAGAAGAUGCUAUCAUGGCUAUCAACGAGAACAUUAUGAAAAGUAGAAGACUGAUUAUUGUCUUAGCAGGGGAGCAAUCAAGUUACAAUUGGCUGGGAAACACAUCAGAACAGCAAAUAGCUAUGUAUAAUGCUCUUGUCCAAGAUGGAAUUAAAAUCAUCCUGGUUGAACUAGAAAAAAUUAAGAGCUAUGGAGAUAUGCCAGAAUCCAUUAAAUACCUCAGACAGAAGCAUGGUGUCAUCCGAUGGAAAGGGGACUUCAUGGAAGAAUCCCCAUCUGCAAAGACAAAAUUCUGGAGAUGUCUCCGUUACCACAUGCCAGCACAGCGGCAUUGGUCUUCUUCCACAAAGGAACCCCUGGUUCUAGAUUCUGCUCUGAACUCUAAGAAGAAAUAGUACAUGGCACUUUAAGCACUCAGGGAAUUGUUCUGAAAGCCUGAAGCCGUCUGUUUGCUUUAAAAGAUUUCUAGGUUGGACAAUUUGUCAUGGUGACUUUUCCAGUCUUGAGAGUUCUCUCUCUCUGUCUCUCUCUGUCUCUGUCUCUGUCUCUCUCUGUCUGUCUCUGUCUGUCUGUCUCUGUAACUCUCUCUGUCUCUGUCUGUCUGUCUGUCUGUAUGUCUCUCUCUCUUUCUAUUUCUCUUUGUGUGUGUGUGUGUGUGUCUCUCUCUCUCUAUCUCUCUGUCUCUAUAUGUGAGAAUAUAAGACUUAAGAAAGAUGAUAUGAAAUAACAGAAUGGAUUAGAAAUUAGUACCUGUCUAGAAAAAGUAGCUGGCAGACUUGAUCUUGAAGCUUUCCUUCAGAGAGCAAUGUAGCUAGAAAAUUCCUCCCAAAACUUUUUUUAAACUUUGAGAAAUGAAAUUUCAUAGAUAUCUUUGUAUCCUUUUUGCACUUGCUGUAUAAAUCUACAUCUGCUGCCACCUGUCAGUUUCUAAAGAAACAAUAAGAAUUUUAUUUUGAAGCCUUUAAUUACAUUGGUGAAAACAAUUCUCUGGGAUUGCAAAUCUGAAAAUGGGGGGGGGGGAGACUGAGAAAUGAAUGUCAUUUAUAUUGGGAUCAAGAUUUCACUGAAGCACAUAAUAGUUUUUAAGAUGCUGGUCUCAAAAGAAAUAAAAAUACAAGCAUAUCUUAGAGAAACCUAUAUUUCUUCUUAUAAGAUUAUAUUCAUAGAGAUUUUAGAAGGGACUCAGAUAAUUUCAGUUAACAAACGUUUAUUACAAUACAGUGGUACAAUACUUGUGAUAGUGCCACAUAUAAAAAAAGAAAAAAGAGAAAACUUCCUAUUAAGUGCCUUACAAUAAGUUUUAUUUAUAAUGUUCUGCUAAGUAGGUUUGUUAAGAAUCUUGGGAAUAUGAGAAUAAAUUCUAAAACUUAGAAUUGUUGUAACUUAAAAAUAAUAGUGUAAUCUGUGAAAGAAAGAGAAGGUGAAGAAAAUGAUUAAGAAAGAAUGAACACUUAAGAUUUCUAAGAAGUGCAACUGGAGAAGAACUAGCACAAGAAGAUUUAAUUACAUUGGUUUCUCAGAGAGGAAAAUUUUAAUUUUUCAUUCUGGGUGAACUUCUGCCUUUUUGCUUUUUAAAAAACACAUUAGUUUUUUUUCUGGUUGCCUCAGAAAGCUAUAUUCCACCCCCACCCCCCAUUACAUAUCAAAUUAAUGAAAUUUUUAAAAUUGUACUUUUAGUUACAAUGCUGACAGUUUUAGUCAAAAAAAAAAAUUGUGGCAAAUGCAGCAAGGCAACAUCAUUGAGAGAUAUCAGAACUGUCCUAUCAUUCUUCAGAAAGAAAAGCAUUGAGCCAUUUUUUGAUAAACAAUAUUGUUUGUAUGUUUUAUUAUAAAAGCAUGUUUUGUUCACUUGUUUGUAUAACUUCAACAGAUGCUAAAUAUUUUUAUGUAUUAAAACACAAAGUUCUUGAUUUGCAACAAACUUUUAGAUUGGUUCCAAUCUAAUGUAUUUGUUUUCCAAUAAAGUUGUUAUAAACUUGUA
Messenger RNA from Sarcophilus harrisii (Tasmanian devil), 3785 nucleotides. Its product is annotated as interleukin-1 receptor type 1. The coding region runs from base 517 to 2199 and encodes 560 amino acids. Gene Ontology annotation, molecular function: interleukin-1, type I, activating receptor activity. The record is from RefSeq and is a predicted model, not a curated record. The transcript has 12 exons. Gene Ontology annotation, biological process: signal transduction; regulation of inflammatory response. Lineage: Eukaryota; Metazoa; Chordata; Mammalia; Dasyuromorphia; Dasyuridae.